CGUCCACCCCGCUCACUGCCCAGCAUGGCCUCGCUGCGCAGCCUCACUGGCGCCUUCCGCGCCCUCGCCAUGCCGUCCGGCGCCAGCUCGUCGCGCGUGGCGCUGCAGCCGGCACGCUUCGCCCCGCUGCGCCCGUCUCUCGCGCCGCCGCACUUGGCGAUGCCCGACGCCGUGCGGUGUGCCAGCAACCUGGCGCCGCGCCGCACCAAGUACCGCAAGGCGCACAAGGGCCGCGUGCCCAUUCCCAUCGGCGGCUCGCUCAAGGGCACCACGCUGGCCGAGGGCGCCUAUGGCCUGCGCCUGCUGGCGCCUGCGCGCCUCAGCGCCAAGCAGCUGACGUCGGCCGAGACGGCGCUGAAGCGCAAGCUCAAGAUCAUCAAGGGCGCACAGGUCUUCAUGCGCGUCUUCCCCGACAUUCCCGUCUGCGUCAAGGGCAACGAGACGCGCAUGGGCAAGGGCAAGGGCACGUUUGAGUUCUGGGCCUGUCGCGCACCCAUCGGCCGCGUCAUCUUCGAGAUCGGCGGCCCCGUCGACAUUCGGCCAGAGGUGGCCAAGGAGGCUCUGCGGCUAGCAUCGGCCAAGCUGCCCGUGCCCACCGAGUUCAUCGACGCGUCAGCUGGCCCGCGCCUCGGCAGCCUCAGCGAGGUGCUCCCGCCUGCGUCGGCCGCUGCCCGGUCAGGCGCCGGCAUCGUCGUGCCGGCGGGCGCGCCCGUGCCGCCGGCAUAGGGAAGGAACAGCAUAGGGCUUGCACAGGGUGCACGGGUAAUCUAGACAGGUCCGACAGACCAGCGCGCGCGGCACAGGGGUGGCUGCUACGGGUGUGCGAGGCAUCAGAACGUGGCGCUGCCGUUGAGCGGCGAGGCGACGCCGCCGGGCAGGUUGAGCGGCCAGGCAGAGAAGAAGAACGUCCACCGCCGCUGCGCGGCACAGUGCGCCGCCAG
Tilletiopsis washingtonensis is the source of this 941-nucleotide messenger RNA. RefSeq names its product ribosomal protein L16. The transcript has 4 exons. The record is from RefSeq and is a predicted model, not a curated record. The coding region runs from base 25 to 726 and encodes 233 amino acids. Gene Ontology annotation, biological process: mitochondrial translation. Gene Ontology annotation, molecular function: structural constituent of ribosome; rRNA binding. Lineage: Eukaryota; Fungi; Basidiomycota; Exobasidiomycetes; Entylomatales. Gene Ontology annotation, cellular component: ribosome; mitochondrial large ribosomal subunit.